Messenger RNA from Pocillopora damicornis (cauliflower coral), 5983 nucleotides. Its product is annotated as protein strawberry notch homolog 1. Gene Ontology annotation, cellular component: nucleus. Gene Ontology annotation, biological process: regulation of DNA-templated transcription. The record is from RefSeq and is a predicted model, not a curated record. Gene Ontology annotation, molecular function: histone binding; chromatin DNA binding. NCBI's taxonomy places the organism in Eukaryota, Metazoa, Cnidaria, Anthozoa, Scleractinia, Pocilloporidae.
GUGUUGAUGUGAAUUCAUGCCGGAAAAUGGUGGAAUAGUGAUUGCUGAAGAGAGUUUCCGUUUCUCUCCAGCGUUAUUCGCUGACUUGUGCAUAAAAUGAGUGGAGAGAAUGACCAAGACCUCUUUGGAACAGAUCUCCUGUCAGAAGCCUUGGGGCAGAGUGGUCUUAAUCUAGAUGAUUUGCUUGGAAAUCCACCGGGUAGUUUUCUGCCCCAGAGCCUGUUUGAUUUUGGGGAUGUCAGACCAGACGAUUUCGAUUUCCUCGAUAAUUUCAAUUUAAACGGAGAUUUUAUUCCAGAGGCGCCUUACCCGACAUUAACAAGUUCAAAUAACAGCAGGGUAACUUCCAAUAAUGUAAAUACCCAAAGAAAUGUUCAAGUUUCUCAAGUCCAACAAACUUUCUUGGGACCACAGCCAACUUUUCCAAACGUGGCUUCAAGUGGAACAGUUUUUCCAACUCCUCGACAACUUCCGCCCAGAUGUCAAACUCCGCAGUCUGUUUCUAAACCUUCCAUUAACUCAAAUGUUCCAAGGUUGCAGAGUUCGACAUCUCCGAUUUUACUAGAUUUGUUAAACAGUGGAAGCAAUAACUCUGUGAGCAGUAACUCUAUGAGCAAUAUUUCCGACGCUGCGAAGAAGGAACUCACCAAGAAAGAUGUUUCACGACUGUGGUCAAACCAUGAUGUUAGUUUGAAUCAUGUGGGAGAGGACAAUGAUACUGUUAGUGACGAAAAUGAAGAUGAAGAGGAUGAAGAAGAAGAACUAGGACAAACAGAUACUUAUGCAGAAUAUGUUCCUAGUAAAUUACGCCUAGGACGUCGCCAUCCUGAUCCAGUAGUGGAAACAAGUUCAUUGUCAAGUGUGACGCCUCCCGAUAUUUGGUAUCGUUUGAUGUUCCCCAAAGAAGUAAUUGACAACUGUUACUUAUCUGCACUACAACUGGAGGCUGUUGUGUAUGCUUGCCAGCAACAUGAGACAUUCUUGGCAGAUGGGACAAGAGCUGGCUUUCUAAUAGGUGAUGGUGCAGGUGUUGGAAAGGGAAGAACAGUAGCAGGAGUCAUUUAUGAAAACUAUUUGCUCGGAAGGAAGAGGGCCAUUUGGUUAAGUGUAUCAAAUGAUUUGAGAUAUGAUGCUGUAAGGGAUCUGAAAGACCUUGGAUGUCACAUCAAUGUACAUCCUCUUAACAAGUUCAAAUAUGAUGCCAAAAUUUCAUCCAAAAGGAAUGGCAGUUUUAAAAAGGGAGUGAUAUUCUCCACAUACUCGUCUCUGAUUGGAGAGAGUCAAGGUUCUGGAAAGUACAAUACAAGGAUGGGCCAGCUACUGCAGUGGUGUGGCUCAGACUUUGAUGGGGUGAUCGUGUUAGAUGAGUGCCACAAGGCCAAAAACUUGGUACCAACUGGCUCCUCAAAGCCAACCAAAACUGGAUUAGCUGUCUUGGGACUGCAGAGCAAACUUCCUAAGGCCAGGGUUAUCUACUGUAGUGCAACAGGUGCCUCUGAACCCAAGAACAUGGCAUACAUGUCUCGGCUCGGAAUAUGGGGACCGGGAACACCUUUCAGAGAAUUUAAUGACUUCAUUCAAGCUGUGGAACGAAGAGGAGUUGGUGCAAUGGAAAUUGUAGCUAUGGAAAUGAAGCUUCGCGGCAUGUACAUGACACGUCAACUUAGCUUUGCUGGAGUAACCUUUGACAUAAAAGAAUUACCACUUGCCAAAGACUUCAUUGAGAUGUAUGAUGCAUCAGUCAAACUUUGGAGGGAAGCAAGAGAGAAGUUUGAAAAAGCUGCAGAUCUCAUGGAAGCUGACAGUAGAGUGAAGAAGACCAUAUGGGGUCAGUUUUGGUCUGCUCAUCAGAGAUUUUUUAAAUACCUGUGCAUUGCAUCCAAAGUACGGAAUGUUGUGAGCAUUUCCAGAGACGCCCUUAAUUCUGGAAAGUGUGUCAUUGUAGGUUUGCAGUCAACAGGGGAAGCUAGAACACUAGAGCAACUUGAAGAGUCUGGAGGGGAACUAAAUGACUUUGUUUCUACUGCUAAAGGUGUGUUACAAGCCUUGAUUGAAAAGCAUUUCCCAGCAGCAGACCGAAAAAAAUUUGCUGAUCUGUUUGGUAUUGACAAUGAUGCCAAUGACAAAUUGUAUGACCAGUCUUCAUCCCUAGCAUCUGGUCAACUUACCCCACGAAAGAGGAAACAGAAAGUGAGUAGUGGCUCUGAUAGUGAAUCAGACGAAAGUCAGAAGAGCAAUGGUGAGAAUGAAUUGUUCAACGUUCAUAAAAACAACGGCAGGAAUGAUGGUGCAGCAGAGUCUUGCAACAGCUCAGCAGCAGAAGAGGAGGAUGAUUCUAACCCGUUUGGUGUGUCAGGAUCAGAUGAUGAAGACCCAUGGCUGCAUCGAAAGUCUCGGAAGUCUUCGAAAAACAAAUCACAGACAGGUAGUCCUGACUCAAGUUACAAUGCUCUGGCAGCUGCCGGGCUUAAAGUGGGUGGUCUCCCAUGGAGCACACCUGGACAGAGAACAAAACAGCCUAAUGGGCUGGAGAGCCAGCAUUCGUGGAACCCAGCUGGUGGACUGAAGACUUUACAUCAUUCCGCGAGUGCGCCAGCUUUUUCUAGUUUAACUGCAGCAAAUAGCCCAGGACCACUGGCAAACUCUGCUGCAGAUAUGUGCAGAGCAAUGAAAAGGGAGUUACUUGAUAAGCUUGAUGUCCUGUCCAAAUGUCUCCCUCCAAACACUUUAGAUGAACUUAUAGAUGAGCUGGGUGGGCCAGACAAUGUUGCAGAGAUGACGGGAAGAAAAGGUCGUGUUGUGAGUAAUGAAGAUGGGACCGUAAGCUACCAAUCAAGAAGCAAACAAGAUGUGCCUUUAGAGAUUAUUAACGUUGUUGAGAAAAACAGAUUCAUGGAUGGACAGAAGAGCAUCGCAAUUAUCUCAGAAGCUGCCAGCUCAGGCAUUUCUUUACAGGCAGACAGGAGAGCCAAGAAUCAACGAAGACGCGUUCACAUCACUCUUGAACUACCGUGGAGUGCAGACAAAGCAAUUCAGCAGUUCGGUCGAUCUCAUCGGUCCAAUCAAGUGAGCGCCCCAGAGUACCUGUUUUUAAUAUCUGAACUGGCUGGAGAAAGACGUUUUGCUUCCAUUGUAGCCAAGAGGCUAGAGAGUUUGGGAGCUCUUACUCACGGAGAUCGACGAGCUACAGAAUCACAAGAUUUAAGCAGAUACAAUAUUGACAACAAGUAUGGCAGGGCUGCUUUGGAAGCUGUUUUAAAAGCUGUCACUGGUCAGAGUGCGCCAACGAUUCCACCACCACAAGACUACAAAGGAGAGUUUUUUCAAGAUGUACGUACAGCUCUGAUCGGUGUGGGCCUUGUGGUCAAAGAUGACAAGAAUAACGUGACCAUUUUGGAUAAAGACUUCACAAACAUCUCACGGUUUUUAAAUCGAAUCCUUGGUGUAGAAGUUGAACUUCAAAACCACCUGUUCGCAUACUUCAUGAAAACACUGUCUGUUGUGGUACAACAAGCCAAGAGAAGUGGACGGUGGGAUGAAGGAAUUCUGGACCUUGGUGCUCAUGGUGAAGCUGUGACUAACUUGAGUGUUCAAACAUUUGCUGGUAAUUCAACUAUGGGCACAGCUACCACAGAAUUACACACAAUAAGCGUAGAGCGGGGAAUGUCGUGGGAAGAUUCAUUUGAAUUACGACGGUCUCAGUCGCACCCAGAGGAUGGUUAUUACCUUUCCAACCAGGUGCGGAAUCAUAAGAAAACUGCAAUCUUGGUCAUGUGUCAGUCUCGAAGCAAAAAGAAGGAUGUGAUCAAUGUGUACAGACCUAAUACUGGCCUGCAAACAAAACAGGACACACUGGAAGACGUCAAGAAAAAGUACAAAAAGGUAUUAGACCAUGAGGCUCAGAGUAGUUGGGUAGAUCAGUACGAAUCAGCCCUCAGUCAGUGCAACCACGCUUACUGGAAGGGUAACUGUAAACGAAUGACUCUUGGUUUGAGCUGUGAGGUGGGCAGGCGACAGCGUACGUUCCACAUCCUGAGCGGCUCGGUGCUAAGCGUUUGGAGUAAAGUGGAAAGUGUCUUAGCUGGUCAGUCUGGUGCAAACUCCAAAAUACAGAUUGUUCGUUGCAGAAAGAGCGAUGGAUCUCGAAUAGUUGGUUGCCUUAUUCCAAGUAACUGUGUUCCUGCAUUAACUAGAGCGCUUACUCCCGAUACUCAGCAAGAACCAAUUUUAAUCAUGUAAAGAAAAACAUGACCUGUUCCCGGCGUUCAGUCAAGAAAACAACGAUGCGCUUGAACCAAUAGAGAGACGCAAAAUGAAGCCAGCAAAAAGAGGAGGGACUGGGUACUAUUUGGCACCGGUUUUCAUUGCGGCGUUGUGUACCAACUGUACGCUUGGAACAGGCGAAGAAAAGCUUCUAUUUUGGCAUACGGAAUCAAAAUUUGUGGUGUAAAAAGUGUACAGAUAAAUAUAAGAUUAAAUACGUUAAAUUAUUUAAGCGGUACUUUGAACCGCACGUGCGUACAAGCGAAAUCGUUAAAAAUCAUGAUAAGCAAACGCCUAUCUGUGGGCUCUUUAGGUAACAGUGUUUGUCAUUUAAAACCCCUGGAGCAGUUUUCAAUGAGUGUCGAACGCAAUUCGAGGCUUCACUAAUUUUACUUUCGCUGCGUAAUUGGUACAUCAAGAAAACUUGCGCUUUUCCCUCGAUCAAUCAGAUGUAAGACUGAAACAUGGCGACUCAGUUCACUCUCGUUUCCGACGCCUCAGCACCGGAAAUGAAUUUCCUUUGAACUCUGAAUUGGUCCCUCGUGGUAUUUACCUUCGUGAUAAUUAAUUUGAUUUGGUUUAACGACACUCAGUCGAAAGGCGCUCUCUGAGAAAAUGAAUUAAUUAGAUAAGACUGUGUUUCUUGUUCAACUAGUACACUAAGCUUGCGAAGAAAUCUUCUUGACAGAGGCAAUUUAGGCGUUCCAUAUCCUGUCUCCUUUAUUUGUAAAUUAUUUGGUAGGUUAGUUUCGUCGUGCAAAUCGCACUGAAAGAUUUUUGUUAAAUUUACAUAUCCGCUUUCACGUAAAAGGGCGUUCAUCAAUAUUUGUUGUUUGGUGGACAGAUUUUAGUUUAAUUUUUCGGCCUUGUUUUGCCUGGUACGUAAUGCUGGCCUUUACUGUAGUAAUGGUAAGAGUGACGAAUGCGAGAGAAGCCACUCUUUCUCAGAAUUUUGACCAAAGAUACGUAAUCGAAAUUUUCAAUACAUGUCUACACUAAUUCGUACUAUUAGGGUCAGAAUUUUGGGCGUCCUUCCUGUUUCUCCCCUCGUAAUUGUUUUGUUAGCCUGCAGAGCAGGCGUCAUUUUAUGGUUUUCAAGCGAGUGCGAGUCGGGCGCGUGGAAAGCGCAAGGGAUUAGUCACGUGCAAAUGUAGGAGCAUCUUUUCGCGCUCGCCGCCCACGCCAUCCGCACGCUCGCGUCGCGCUCGCCUAAGCUCGCUUGAAAGACGGUAAAAAGUAUGCCCCUGUCAGAUGCUAGUAAUUUUGUUCGUCUUUGUUCUUUUGAUUUUUUUCGCACUUAGCUUUUCAAUAGCAUACGAACAGUGGAGUUAAAAGAUUCAUCUUUGAAAAUGUUUUUCGUGAAGACAAUAUCAAGUUCUCUUGUGGUGAUUGGAGGGUCAUCAUCUAUUUUGCUCGUCUCUGUUCGUCGAUGCCCCUUACGCUGAAUAUUGGUUGCAACAUGAACUCCAGUGUCGGCAUGUUAUUAAAAAGCGCGGUAACGCACUCUGUCAGUCGAAAUUGCUACCAUUUUUUUGGUUAGUGACGCCAUAAGAUGGCAUAAUUACAAUUGGCUCGUUUCUUUAGAAGAGAGCGAGUCAAGGUGAAUAUAUUCUUUACUUAACUGACGUUUAUUUCCUUUUAUUAGAAAAUAAAAUAUUUGAAGUUAGGUAAGUAACAAGUGUCGCCGAUUACGGUACUUGAUUAAACACCGAGAAGACGG